Gopherus flavomarginatus (Mexican gopher tortoise) is the source of this 2245-nucleotide messenger RNA. RefSeq names its product RWD domain containing 4 (gene RWDD4). NCBI's taxonomy places the organism in Eukaryota, Metazoa, Chordata, Testudines, Testudinidae. The transcript has 8 exons. Gene Ontology annotation, molecular function: protein binding. The coding region runs from base 124 to 687 and encodes 187 amino acids. The record is from RefSeq and is a predicted model, not a curated record.
AACCAGAGAGGGUUGAGGUGACGGGCGGCUGCGCAUGCGCACUGUGUUCGCGUGUGGUUUGGGUACCGAUUGCUGCGCUGUGUGCGAGUCCCUGGGCUGAGGCGGGGGCUCCCGGCCGGGGCCAUGGCGGCGAAUGAGGACCAGGAGAUGGAGCUAGAAGCUUUACGUUCUAUUUAUGAAGGAGAUGAAUGUUUCAAAGAACUUAGUCCUGUUUCCUUUCAGUAUAGGAUAGGUGAAAAUGGCGAUCCGAAAGCCUUCCUAAUAGAAAUUUCAUGGCCAGAAACAUACCCACAGACAGCUCCAAACAUAUCCAUGAAUGCUUUCUUCAACAACACCAUAUCGUUAGCUAUAAAACAAAGUAUAUUGGAUAAAUUAAUGGAAGAAGUUGAAGUUAAUCUUGGAACUGCCAUGACAUACACACUUUUUGAAUAUGCCAAAGAUAAUAAAGAAUUGUUCAUGGAAAAUCAACCUGUUCAUAUUGUGACAUCUGUAGGCAAUAACAUCUCAGUUGGAACUCAUGAAAUAGUCCCAUCAAGUAAGAAAAGAGACAAAAAGGAGCAGUUGUCCAAAACCCAGAAACGAAAGCUAGCAGACAAAACAGAUCACAAAGGGGAGCUUCCUCGAGGAUGGAACUGGGUGGAUGUAAUUAAGCAUUUAAGCAAAACGGGUUCUAAAGAUGAUGAAUAAUGGACUUUCAUACAAGGAAACUUCACCUUUUAAUACAGUGCAAUUUGGGUCAACAUCUUUCUCUUAAUGGCUUUUUCCUCUUGUCAGAGUGGAACGUUUUGUAAAAGGACAAUUUCCUAACUAUUAAACCUGAGCACAGACAUUUAUCCAGAGAUUAUUCUGGUAUUACAUUUUUCUUCACAAACAAAAAUUUGCCUUAAAGGGAAGAUAAGUGUGACAUUUUUAUAUUGAACUUUUAGAAAGCCUAUUUGGUUUCUAACUGUCAAAUGCUGAAAAGAAUAGUGAAAUAUGCAGUGUUAAUUUAUAUUGUUUUACUCUAGUAAGAAUAUAGUAAAAUUCUGUUAGUGAAUCCUCUGAUAUUGUGACCAUUUCCUGAAGUUCUCAUUCCAGUGGAAUAAAAAUAUUAAGUGAUUAAUCACUUGACAGCAUAGUUCAUUUAAAAUAAACUCCCUUUAAACAAAACCACCUUGAUUUGUUCCUCUACAAAUGCAGAAAGGGAACACAACACAAUUAUAAUCAAAUGAUUUGUCUAGGUCUAGGCUAUGUCUACAUUGCACACCUUACAACAGUGCGGCUGCAGUGCUACAGCUGCUCUGUUGUAAGGUGUGCAGUGUAGCCGCUCUUUGUCACCAGGGGAGAGCUCUGUCUACACUACCGACCUUACAGCAGGAUACCUGUACCACUGCUGCUACGCUGCUGUCAGGUCUCCAAUGUAGCUGCUCUAUGACGAUGGGAGAGAGCUCUCCUGCUGGCAUAAUUAAACUACCCCCAAUGAGCAGUGGUAGCAAUGUUGGCGGGAAAGUCUCCCACAGACAGCGCUGUCCGCACUGGCGCUUUUUUUGGUGAAACUUAUGCCAGUCUGGUUUCGUUUUUUUCCACACCUCUGACCAACAAAAGUUUUACCAGCAGAAGUGCUAGUGUAGACAAAGUCUGAAGCUUUUGGUCCCGUUUUAACUCGUGUUAAACAGCCUGCAUAUGGUGGUGAUGCAGCUGAGUUUCUAUAGGCUUGCAAGUAACACUAUUGCCUGAAAUCAGAGUAAGUUUCUUGCUCUGUGAUUUUGACUCACUAGCUCAAAGUUUCAGCUAGAUAAGGGUAGAGAAAAUAGCAACAUGUGACACUUGUAAAUGCUAGUGCAAAAAGGACCACACACCCUAGUCUAGACAAAUUCAGAGUGAAAGAACAAGUGGUUACAAUACCAGUACGUGUUGUCAGUUCAACCCAGUGUGCGUCUGUUGUAGUCCUCCUCACGUAUAUUUUUAGAGGAGGUCAGGGCGUUUGUGUGGAGCUGUCCUACUGAUAGUGAACUUCUGAAUGUUAUGAUUUGGUGGCUUUUUCCAUUGGAUAAUCAGUGGUUUACCAUGAGGAUUUUAUUGUAUGAAUUACAGGACACUGGGGAAAAACACACCACUCUCCCCUGCUGGAAAACAUUUUUUGUACAGGUUUGUUGUCUUGUAUCAAAGAAAAAAAUCCUCUUUGCUGUAUAAACGGUAACUGAAUACUAAAUACCUUAAUGUCAUUUAAGGAGAUUUUGAGCUUAAUAAAUGCUUAUUUAUCUGC